AUGAUCCGCCUGCCGCAGUGCACUCGCAAGAAGCGGCGCCGCAACCCAGCCAAGCACCACGGCGCUAAUUGCCACCUCCGCCGAAAUACCCAUAACACCCUUGAGAACCCAGAAAUACCCAUAACACCCUUGAGAACCCCAGAAACAUCCACAACACCCUUGAGAACCUCAAACACCCACAACACCCUAGAAAACUCCAAUAACACCCACAACACCCCUGAGAACCCCAGAAACACCCACAACACCCUAGAAAACUCCAAUAACACCCACAACACCCUUGAGAACCCCAGAAGCACCCACAACACCCCUGAGAACCCCAGAAACACCCACAACACCCUAGAAAACUCCAAUAACACCCACAACACCCUUGAGAACCCCAGUAAUACCCACAACACCCUUGAGAACCCCAGUAGCACCUACAAACUUCAGAUAACGCUUUGA
Messenger RNA from Scylla paramamosain (green mud crab), 441 nucleotides. RefSeq lists its product as uncharacterized. Lineage: Eukaryota; Metazoa; Arthropoda; Malacostraca; Decapoda; Portunidae. The transcript has 2 exons. The coding region runs from base 1 to 441 and encodes 146 amino acids. The record is from RefSeq and is a predicted model, not a curated record.